Messenger RNA from Esox lucius (northern pike), 2863 nucleotides. It is a transcript of the gene shtn2, whose product is annotated as shootin 2. NCBI's taxonomy places the organism in Eukaryota, Metazoa, Chordata, Actinopteri, Esociformes, Esocidae. The record is from RefSeq and is a predicted model, not a curated record.
GACUUUCAGUUCCCUUUUCAAAACAAUGGUGACUGGUCGUGUGUGUUUGUAGGAAUGUGUGUGAGGGUCAAAAGCAAAGGCUUUGCGUCUGUGUCAGUGUAGUCUUUGAAGAAACGGAUUGCUAGACCGUGAUGUGGCUCCAAGAAGAAGACAGCAUUGCCGCAGACUUCAGUGGUGAAAGCAGCAGCACCUCUGAAGAUGAAGAAGAUAUUCAGUGUGAGAUUCUGGAGAAGCAGAGGGAUGAGGCCAAUGAGAAGCUGUUUAAAAUAGAGGAGGUUACCUCUCAGCUGUUGAAGGAAAUGGAUGUUCUAGAGAUUCAGUUCCAGAUUGAGCGCUCCUGCAGAGAGAGUGCAGAGGCUCUGGCCGUCAGGGUUACCAAAGAAAACAAGGUUCUGAAGAGGAAAAGCCAGGCACUAAUGCCAUUUAUCCCUGAGCUUCCGGAAGACAUUGAGACCAUGGCUUGCGAAACUGUUGACCUUGGGGUCGACCCCGGUCCUGAUGAGGACAGCGAAGUCGUGCUGCAAGGACAGGAACAGAUCAGAGAUUUACAGGCCUCGAUAGACCAGCUGCUGGGGGAGAAACUGCAGCUGUGUGAAGAGGUGGAAGCCCUGAAGAGAGAGCAAAGCCUGCUCAAAGAACAGUUGAUCCUGGAGAUUGCUGAGAAAGAAAACGUACUGAAGAAACUGACCAGGCAGAACAAAACCCUAAAUAAGAUGAAGAGAGUGUCCCAUCUUGUGACAGAGGAAUUCACAGAGAUCAAUCAGAAACUAGAGUUGGAGCAGGAUCUCAGACAGCAUGCAGAGGUCUUCGCCCAUCAGGUGUUAGUGAAGCAGACGGAGACCCAGAGACAGAGCCUGGUGCUGCAACACAGUUCAGAGACCAAUCUCCAGCUCCAACAGGCUCUCGAGCAGGUGGCCCAGAUCAAGAGUACCCUACAGGACAUACAACUCUAUUACCAAAACCAGGUCAGUCAGAUCCAGUGUACUCUGAAAGAGAGCAGUGUUCUAUCGGAGCUGCAGUGUGUCAGAGGCCAGCUAGAGAGAAGUGAGGAAGAGAGGAGGAACAUGGACACCCGGCUGAAGGAGGCUCAGAGCACCAUCGCCCAGCUCCAGGGGGAAGUGAAACAGCUCCAGGAUAGGCUGAAAGACUUGGAGAAAGACAGUGUUUCCGAAGCUGGCCAACCAGGGGAGGACAACUCAACCUCUGCACCUCCGACUCCUCCACUUCCUCCGCCGCCCCCCCCCCCCCCCCCGCCACCACCUCCCUGCAGUCCUGCUGUUGAUCCACUUAUCGUCCUGCGCAACAAGAGAAAGGCGUCAACCUGCAACACUGAUAAGAAUAAGCCAGAUCCCACUGUGGACAUUAAGUUCCAAGCAGUUAAUGAGAUGAUGGAGAGGAUUAAGAAAGGAAUCGUCCUGAGACCAAUGCAGAGAUCACAGGAUACAGCAGAAGACAGUUCCUGGAGGGACCAGAGGAAUGAGAAGAGAAAAUCAGCUGUGCUGGAGCUGAAAGGAAUGCUGGACACCAUGAAGCACACAGGCCACAGGAGGGCGGCGUCACGGAAAAGGAUCAGUCGAAAGGUGGGGGAGGAGGAGUUACUGCUGGUGCUACAGAGGAGGAGGCGGGCCAUAGGGGAUGGAAUUGACACCACCAGCUCCUGCCCUUCCACAACCUCUACCAACAUACAAGGUCCCCAGCCAAGUGGCCUGGCUGGAGGUGCCCUUCCCUUGACAGGAGAGAGUGGCGGCUCCCCUGUGCUCCGGAGGCUGCAGCAUAACAGAGAGAAGAGGAACUCCCGUAUUAGAGCAUCAGCACUGUUAAUCUGCCAGGAACAAAUCUGAGAGUUGAGAAACGGCUUGACUAGUGUGCAUCAUAUUGUUUCCAAAACCUCCAGUAACCCCCUUUCUGAUUUUGUGUGAAAAUGUCCCAUCCAUGAUGAUGGAACUGCCCUUCACUUUUAAUAAUACUUAUUUUUUGCCACUUUGGUUGAGACACUUAACUAUGUUGCUGGGGACCCAAAAAUAUGCAGAUUUUUGUUUUUGCCCCUAGCACUAAUUUAUUGAUUUAAAUAAUCAUGGUUUGAUUAAAAAUAACUGUUUGAAUUGGCAGUUGUAAAGCAAGAAAUACAGAAAGACAGUUGUAAAGCAAGAAAAACACAUCAAUGGAUAUAACCUAUCAUGUCAUACACAUUCCAUGUUUCAACUAGGAAUGUGAACAAAGAACACACCGUAAUUCUGAAAUUAUGCUCUUAUUGUGGAAUAUUUAGUGCACCAAUGUCCUCAUAUACUAAUGUGCUCAUAUACUAAUGUCCUCAUAUUCCUUAUUUGUUGUAUUGGGGUCACUGCAACCUGAUACCUGUUUAGAUGCUUCAGAUGUAUAAUGAACACUUUUUAUAUGACUUGAAGUUCUAAAAGAUUUGAUUCAUGACUGAGUUACUAUUUGGAAAGAAAGCUCACAUACCAGUAAUUUGAAACAUACACAAACCACAACCAGGGGUGGAAGCCACCUUUCCUUUCAUUCUGCACUCAUUCUGGGCCUCCUUAUAGCUGGAGACCUAGCCCCUUUUAGUUAGCUCACACAACAAAGGAAUGGGGCCUGCUCCCAUUUAGGCACUUUAUAUACCCUGGUUUGCGAAGGUGUUGUCAAGCUAGGUGCGCUCAGGUGAUCUUAACAGUCACCCAGCUUUUGAAAGUGUCUGAAAUGGAGGCUGGAUAGAUAGAGCCUUUUUGCGUUCACACGUACACACCCCCUGCUCUUUGUUAAAAGCAUUUGAAAAAGAUGGGAUUACUUUCACACUUUGACUCUGACACCAUUUUAGUGUCUGCUGCGUGCUGUUUUCUCAUUAUAUAUUUAUUUAAUUUAG